AAGUCGGAACAAUAACAAAGUGUGAAAUUGAAUGAUAGAUAACAAACGAAAUCUCCGAAAACAUUUCUUUGUUUAUAACAGCGCAAAGCAACAACAACAAACAGACAAACUGUCAAGAUCGCGCCACAUUCAGAUGCGGAAAACAACCGCUAUUGCAAGCAAUUGCAAUUACAGUUACAGUUGCAGAUGUAAAGGUCAAUUAAGUUUUGGAGCUGGUGGUGUUUAAUGUGUAACAGCAAAUGCAUAUAAAAUACAUAUUUAAGUAUCAAUUGUUGUUAAUAUUGUGGAGGUGAUUCAUUUGUUUGUGACAACAGUAAACCUUAAUACUAUAAUUACCAUUAUCUGACCGAACAGUCAAUUGAGCCUCGGUAUAAAUUGAGGAACAGUCAUUCGCGCAAUAAUAAUAAUAAUGAAGCCACACUAUAUUAUUAUCAUAUUCUUCGGCCUGCUGCUCUUCAUAACAUUAUUGAGUGAAAGCAGCUGCUUUUGGCCAUUUAGUAAAAAAGGCAGUGUGCCUGCACCUCCUUCCCCGCCACCGAAAGAACCACAGCUAUCGCCUGUUAUAUUUGUACCAGGUGAUGGCGGUUCUCAGCUUGAGGCACGCUUAAGCAAAUCGGACGCACCAUAUUUUAUAUGCAAGAAAGAAAAUGACUGGUAUAACCUAUGGCUAGAUCUGGAACAGUUAGUGAUACCAAUGGUCUACUGUUGGAUAGACAAUGUGAAGCUUUACUAUGAUAAGGUAACACGUACAACGCACAAUACUCCCGGCGUGGACACACGUAUACCCGGCUGGGGUACUCCCGAGGUUGUGGAGUGGAUAGAUCCCACUCGAAAUAAGGCUGGAGCAUAUUUUAAGGACAUUGCCAAUGUAUUGGUGGAGUUGGGAUACGAACGACGUCAUAAUAUUUUGGGAGCACCUUACGAUUUUCGACGGGCGCCAAAUGAGAACAAACAAUUCUUUAUCGAUCUGAAGCAGCUUGUGGAGGAUGCAUAUGAGGCGAAUAAUCAAACGGCCGUGACAUUUAUAACGCAUAGCAUGGGAAGCCCCAUGACACUGGUUUUCCUACAGGAGCAAACACUGGAGUGGAAAUCCCAAUAUGUGCGCCGUCAAAUUAGCCUGGCUGGCGCCUGGGCAGGCAGCAUUAAAGCGGUCAAAGUGUUUGCCAUGGGUGACGACUUGGAUUCGUUUGCAUUAAGCGCUAAAAUAUUGCGAGCUGAACAAAUAUCGCAUCCGUCGACCGCUUGGUUGCUGCCAUCACCGCUUUUCUGGAAACCCUCCGAUGUGCUAGCGGAGACUCCAUCCCGCAAUUACACCAUGGCACAGUUGGAGCAAUUCUUCAAUGACAUUGAUUACCGAACCGGCUGGGAAAUGCGAAAGGACACCAUGCGCUACACCUUUAACUUUAGUCCUCCAAAUGUCGAGUUGCACUGCCUUUACGGAGAUGGUGUCAGCACAGUGGAGAGAUUGCAGUAUAAAAAGGACAGCAUUGCGGGGGAAACCCCGAAACUUGUUAUGGGAAUUGGCGAUGGCACUGUUAAUCAACGAUCGUUGCGCGCUUGUCAACACUGGGCAGGAUACACAAGCUUUCCAAUAUCGACUUUGGCGCUACAAGGGGUCGAUCACAUGGGCAUUCUGGUCCAUCAAGAUGUUCUUCAAUAUGUGCGCACUGUGAUGCAGCAACCAUAAACUACUUCCGCAACUAAAUUGUUUGCAAUU
Drosophila innubila is the source of this 1717-nucleotide messenger RNA. RefSeq names its product phospholipase A2 group XV. The record is from RefSeq and is a predicted model, not a curated record. Bases 410 to 1687 code for a protein of 425 amino acids. The transcript has 4 exons. Gene Ontology annotation, biological process: lipid metabolic process. NCBI's taxonomy places the organism in Eukaryota, Metazoa, Arthropoda, Insecta, Diptera, Drosophilidae.